UCAAUACCGCCGGGUCCCUUUCUGCCUGGGCACUGUCCAUCCACACUGCCCCCAACCUAUAGCGUUGUAGGGGAUUAUUGUGGCUAAAAUGUAGGACUCGGCACUGGGACUUAUUAUACAUCAUCUUAUUGGGUUCUGCCCAUCCAUCCAACCGAGCAGUGUGUGUGGUUUGGGUGGUUUCUACAUGUGCUAUAGCUGUCCCGCAGAUAGAGGAUGGUUAUGUUAAUAGAACUGCCAGUCUGCUGCCUUUCAGUGUGCUUAACCAUAAAGAAAAAACACAGAGAAGGACAUAAGACACAAAGAAAAAGACAGAGGAUGUCAAACAGAACCGGGCCGGCCGUGCUAGGCAGCGCAGCACCCCUCUGCCCCGUGCCCGGAGCAGAGGAGUCCCACCCUCCGUGCCCUCAUCUCCGCCGCAGCACGGACCGCCCUCCUCCGCCCGCCCUGCCCGCACCGCCCCCGGGCACGGCGAGCCGCCGGAACCGCAGUCGUGGCGGGGGCGGCCGCGCCAGAUGGGCUGUGGUGUCAGGGACUUUACUGACAGUAACCCAGAAGGUACAUCUUAACCCCUGAAUUUAAAGCUGGAUGGAGAUUCUGCUGCUUUUCUCAGGGAGUCUCUCCCUACCUGCGGGGUGGAGUGAGACGUCGGACCAGGGCCGGCAAUGACGGCACAACGAGCAGCAGGUUCACGGCUAAGGAGAGUAAUCAUAGGAGUUACUGGGAGUGGCCUCACAAGCUGGGAACCGGCAGCAGGAGAGCAUCAGGAAAAGACAAGCACAGAGUAAGGGAAGUGGUGUCAUUCAGGAAGUGGGGGUUGGAGGCUUACUUGCUUGUAACUGAACAUGGCAGGGGAUGUGAAAAGAUUCUCACGGAUGCUUCUGGAGUGCAAUAGCAAUGACAAGCUAUGUGUUGUGCGUGAAUAUCAAACAGAAGUGAUCAUUGUCCCAGUUCUCCUGGUGGGAGUUUUUGUCACUGUGCUCACUGUGAUCCUUUGGCUCCACUGCCGCAGCCUGCGAGCAAAGCAGGAGCAAUCAGCACCAACCGGAUCCCAAGUGACAAGAAAGAAUCAGCAGGAACCCUGUGCAACAGAGAACCGCUACAUCCAGCUGAGUGAGAGAUCUGUGGAGAGCCUGCUAAAUUCUGCAUCCUUGACUCUGAAAGAAUUAGAGAUACCGCGAGAGAAACUCUUACCAGACACCUUGCAGCUGAUAAAACUUGGGAGCUAUGGGAGCAUCUACAGAGCACAGUUGGAAACUGGGAGCUCUGGGAAGACUAAGACUGUGGUAUUGAAAGCCUUGCAAGAUCCAGCUAGUCCCGAGAAAGUAGAGGAUUUCUUGGGAAGGAUUAAAUUUCAUCAAAAUCUUGGCCAUCAUGAGAACCUGGUUGAAUUGGUUGGAUGUUGUGUAGACCAGCUCCCACUUUAUAUGAUCAUGGAAGAUGUGUCUCUUGGUGACCUGCUGACAUUUCUGUGGACAUGUCGGAAGGAUGUAAUGGCAAUGGAUGGUAUCCCCUAUGACCUCACUGAGAGGCAGGUAUAUGAGGUUGGACAGCAGGUUGCAGCAGCUCUGGUUUAUCUCGAAGAAAAGAACUUGUUCCAUGGUGACAUUGCUGCCAAGAAUGUCCUUCUCCAUCACAACUUCACUGCUAAGCUCUGUGGUUUGGGCCUGGCCUAUGAAACUCACACACAUGGUGCCAGCUCAGUCAUACGGAAAGUGCCCGUCAAGUGGCAGGCACCAGAGAGGCUCCUGAGUAAACCCCCUACCAUCAAGGCAGACAUAUGGUCUUUUGGAAUUCUACUGUAUGAAAUGAUUACAUUAGGUGCUCCACCAUAUCCUGAGGUGCCACCUUCUGACAUCUUAUCAUACCUGCAGAAACAGAAUAUUAUGAAGCAGCCCUUGAGCUGUCAGCAAGCCAUGUACUGCAUCAUGAAAUCCUGCUGGCAGUGGAGUGCAGCUCACCGGCCUUCCCCAGCACAGCUCUUGUGCUCCCUGAAAACAGCUAUGAAGACCAGCAAUGGGCACACAGUGCUGCAGCUACCUGAGCCAGUGGUGCCUGAACUCUAUGCUGAUGUUGCUGGUGUUGAUGUGCAUAGCCUGGUGAGGGAAUACACAGUCCUCUGAAGGGUCCUUUCAUAUUUUGGUAAGGAGAAAGAAGUCUCAGAGUUUUCCCUUUCUAAAUAUUUUGCAAGAUCAGAACAAGGUGCAUAUAUUGGAAGGGAUCCCUUUGUUCUUCAAACAUCUAUAUAAUCUUCAGGCCAGACACAAGAAACUGUUAUCAUCAUUGUUAAAUCAACUUGUUGGUAUCAUUCUGCCCGCCAUUUGGAAGUAAAGUGUGUUAGGAAGCUGUAGAAAAUGUAAUGAGAAACUUAACUUAAAGCAGUGUUAGGUUUGUGUGGCAAGGUUUUGGUGAUGGGGUGGACUGCAGAGGUGACUUCUGUGAGAAGAUGCCAGAAACUUCCCUCAGCUCCACGAUGGGACCUGCUGCUGGUCAAGGCUGAGCCCUUCAGCAACACUGGCAGCACCUCUGUGAUUACAUAUUUAAGAAAGUGUAAAAGAUACUGCACAGCAGCAGGUGAAAGAGAGGAGUGUGAAUGUGAGAGGAACAGCUAUGCAAACACCCAGGGCAGGGCAGAAGGAGGGGUAGGAGCUGUUCCAGAGCUGAGAUUUCCCUGAGAUUCUGUGGUGCAGCCCACAGAGAGGUGGCUGAGCCCCUGCAGCCCCUGGAGGGCAGGGGUGGGUGCAGAGAUCCACGUGCAGCCCCUGAAGGAGCCCACCCCAGAGCAGGGGGAUGUCUGGAGGAGGCUGUGACUCCAAGGGAAGCCUGUGCUGGAGCAGAGUCUGUCCUGGCAGAAUCUGUGGAGAGGGGAGCCCUCAUUGGAGAAGGACUGCACCUCAUAUGACUCAUGCUGGAGCACUUCAUGAAAAACAACCCUUGCGAAGAACUUAUGUUGGAGAAAUUCUUGAAGGACCUACUUUCCUUUGGAGGGAUGCCACACUGGAGCAGGGAAAGCGUGUGAGGAGUCCUCCCCCUGCGGAGGAAGGAGCAGCAGAGACAAUGUGAGAUGAACUCACCACAACCCCCAUUCUCCCUGCUGGAUGAGAAAAGGUAGAGAAAUUGGGAGUGAAACUGAGCCUGGGAAGAAGGGAAGGGUGGAGGAAGGUGCUGCAAGACUUGGUUUUAUUUCUCAUUAUACUUCCUAAUUUGAUUAGCACAAAACUAUUUUUUCUCAAGUUGAGUCUGUUUUGCCCAUAACAGUAAUUGGUGAAUGAUCUCUUGCUGUCCUGAUCUUGACCUGGGAGACUUUUGUUCUAUUUUCUCUCCCCUGUCCAGUUAAGAAGAGGAAAUUACAGAGUGGCUGGAUGGGUACCUGCCAUUCAGCCAGAGUCAACCUACCAUGAGGUGUCUGAAAAUUUUUCCCCAUCUUUUCUGUCCCAGGAAAAUGCAUCAGUUGGGUAUUUGAAAGAGGAGAGGUCCUGGGAAACAUACUGGGGUGGUAUUCAAUAAUUCUCUGGGAUUUCUCCAGUGCUUUAUGCUUUAGCUUCCCUUGGGAGCCUGUGCACUGUAUUCAAACACACAAAAAACCAAUCCCCACGCCUCCUUGCCCAACAACAACAAAACCAAACAAAACCCUUCAUGUCUGUGGAUGCAGAAGCUGUUACACAAAUGUCGUACAUCUUCAGUGGAGAGUGUGCUUUCUCUGCAGGUCAGGGGAGUACUUCAAAGCUUAUAUGAAAUUUUUUUAUCAUUGAUUUUAAUGGACAUGCAGACAUCAUAAAAAUUUUUGCACUGGAAGUUGUGGCUAUUUUACUUUCAUUUAAAAAGAAGCAGAAUCAGUCUGUGAAACAGAUUUUCUCACUUCUGUUUUUAAAGUUGAUAGUAUCUUAGGGUUUUUUUUUUUUUUUCUCUUACUAUUUUGAAACUGUGAGCACUAAAGGUCCUUGUGAAAAAAGACUAAAUACACAUUAAAGGAAUAAUUUUACCAUUCUGUGUGAAGAGUGGAUUCAGUGUUCACUCAGCAUCUCCCUACUUAGCAUGACUCUUUCCAUUCUGGUUUCCAUGAAAACUUGUUGGUCUUCUUCCAAAGACAAUGGUAAGAAGUUUUCUAUUUUUAAUGCCAAAUGACAUGAAUUAAAUAGUUGUUCUUUCUAUGUCACUUAGGCUUUGUAGGAAAUGAUGUUUGCUUCCAUAAAUAAAUGUGAGUUCAUACAGUCCAUGUGUCACCACUAUACACUGGGACAUUGCAAAGUCCAUUCAAGAGGAAGCAGUCAGCUUUCUGACUUUUCCCAUGGUGUUUGCUAAUUGCCACCUGGAUCUUCAUAAACCAGUUGGUGUAAAUCUGACCUGGAGAAUUGAGAUACCUUCUUUUCCAAAUGGUAGAAUAAUAACAUCCUUUUCUCUCUCCCUCACUUGGAAACAGUUUCAAAGCUACCUCGUAAAUUAGGUCAAAUUCACAGUUAUCUUUGGUGAAUAAACAAUUUAUUUUAAAAAGCAUUUGAUUGGUUCAAACCUCCCACUGAAAAGUAGGUAUUCAGAAAGGUCUUGCCUGUGAAAUGUGGGUAUGUGGCAGAUAAUACAAUCCCAGAGCUGUGAAAGCAUCCCCAGUGCUCCUGCAGACCUGACAAAUAAUGCACAGGGUGCCUUGUUAAACAGAGAGCUAAAGAUAACAAAUGCAGCACUCUUCUCAGAGCACAGAAAGCAAUGCUCUGAUUUACAAAUGCUCAUAUUUUAUUUCUGUUGUGAAAGCUCGGAUCAAGGAAGUCCAUGGGAAUUCAGAUGCUGAGCACCUCACAGCCUCCAGCAAAAGAUCUACUUUGGUUUCCCCUGCAACAAAUCUGUGCCAAGACCCUGCUUAUGAAUUUGCCCACAGAAAGACAUUUUCUUACUGUAUGACAAGAUGUGAUUUAAUUUCCCUUCAGUAAUGUGUCCUUAUUCAUUCUAAGAAUGUAAGCAUUCUUACUCUGAUUUGUCUUCCCCUGGUUAAUUUGUUGGUUUGGAAGUAACUGAAUCUAGAUGAUAAUAAAUUUUAUACUGGCAUAAUGUAA
This is a messenger RNA of Pyrgilauda ruficollis (rufous-necked snowfinch), 5042 nucleotides long. RefSeq names its product serine/threonine/tyrosine kinase 1 (gene STYK1). Gene Ontology annotation, biological process: cell surface receptor protein tyrosine kinase signaling pathway; protein phosphorylation; multicellular organism development. Gene Ontology annotation, molecular function: ATP binding; transmembrane receptor protein tyrosine kinase activity. Bases 843 to 2120 code for a protein of 425 amino acids. Gene Ontology annotation, cellular component: signaling receptor complex. The record is from RefSeq and is a predicted model, not a curated record. The transcript is spliced from 11 exons. NCBI's taxonomy places the organism in Eukaryota, Metazoa, Chordata, Aves, Passeriformes, Passeridae.